Molecule: messenger RNA, 2439 nt
Organism: Diceros bicornis minor
Lineage: Eukaryota; Metazoa; Chordata; Mammalia; Perissodactyla; Rhinocerotidae
Gene: CPLX4
Product: complexin 4
Exons: 3
Coding region: 1728-2210 (160 amino acids)
Biological process (GO): regulation of neurotransmitter secretion; neurotransmitter transport; synaptic vesicle exocytosis
Cellular component (GO): SNARE complex; terminal bouton
Molecular function (GO): syntaxin binding
Source: RefSeq, a predicted model, not a curated record
AUGGAUUUUUAUUUUUAUUUGGUUUUUUGUUACUUUGUUUUGUUCUUUAAGAAAUAAUAUUAAUCCUCUGAUUCAGACCUGCCAAAUCCAAGUUGGCUGUAAGCAUAGCCUUGGGGAUUUCACUUUCUGACCAAAAUUUUAUAUAGGACAGAUCUUCAACAGAUUGUCCUUUUCUUUGGCAAAUAAAAGUGUUUUUUAAUAUCAUGAAAUACCUCUGGAGUAUUUUCUAAAGGAGAGUUGUGCUGAACUGAGAAAACAAAACAACAACAGUGAAACAUAGGCUAUAGCUUUUACUUUAUCAUCUGAGAAGUUCUAUAAGACCUUAUUAGUAACCCUCCUCAGUGGAGAUGAAAUAUAGUUGAUUGUAGAUGGUAAUUGAGAGAUAAUGGUUUGAAUGUAGUAAGUUCCAGGCAGCACAUCUAAAAGUGAAAGGAGCUAAGUAUUAACGUACGUUCUCAACCAGAGCUCUGAGUAGUUUCUAUUUCACCCUAAAUCUUUGUCAGUCGUUCAGACUGAGACCAUUUUAGCAAUGUUUUUAAAUAGUUUAGUAAAAGAGAAGGCAGAUCUUAAAAUCUAUAAAACUAGCAUUUUAGGCAAAAAUCCAGAUUAUAUAGUUCUGUAUGAUCUGAGGGAUAGUCAUCAUCUUCUGAGAGGGCUUAUGCCUACAGAUAAAAUAAUAAGCAUCGGUUACAGUAGCCUACAUCUCUUCCCUCUGCCCCACCCCCUCCUGGCGUGCUUUAAUUAGAAAGAUACGUAGAUUAAAGUCUUAGCCAUACUCAAUUCCUCCCUUGACCUGAAGGAAACCACGGCAAUUGAGAAUCUGCUGUGUUGCAAAACAUUGUCAAAAGCUUUAUCCAAGUACACCAGUGAGCUUAAGGAGAGCUCCCAGGAGGUAGACUGUAUGUAAGAGAAAAAGGUGACCCCAUUACACAUCGGUGAUUUAACUCACAUUGUUCUUACCUUCUCGAGCGGAGCAUUGACAGUGUCCAGCGCAUCAUUUCCACACAGAAGUGUAGCAGGUCAGUGCAGGAGAAGGCUGAGGUCAUCUUCCACGUGUAAAUUAAGGACCCGCUGGCUGGCCCUUCACACUUACCUCCGUUGGAUAUUUAUGUAUGGGACAUGGUAACCACUGAACCAGUACAGAAUUCAGACAAACCAAAAGGCAAAUCCUUGCCUAGUGCUUAGAGUGCAAUGAGAUAAAAUGAUAGAUCAAAGGAUUAUUUUUGCUUAAUGAAGCAUUUUGGGUUUGACUCUCACUAGACUCGGUUUUCAACAGGAUGUUGUGCUCAAGGGCUGAAAUUUGGAAAUGCCACUACAGCCAUAUAAUCAGUCAACUCUGGUUAAUUUAAUUGAAACAGGACUCUUGAUGAAGCCCUGCUGUGCUUAUAAUUUAAAAUUUAGAAAUGGGUAGGGAGAGUAGUAGAUAAUGUGAGGGAUUUUUUUCCCUCUGAAAUUAGCUUAGUGUAUUAAUUCAGAAAGUAGUCGCAUCUGAUUGUAUGCCUUAGUAAUCUGAACCAUCUGCCUCUCUGUACUAAGGAGUUCUCCUCUAAUCCAGCUUACAGCCCAGAAACCACUCUUCUCUAUCAUUAUGCCCUUGAAUAGAUGAGGCUGUGCAAAGUCCUUUGCUCUUAAAUGUGUUGCUGUCGUUGAGGAUAUUGGGAGAUUUUGUCUUUUUUGUUUCCUUCAGGUUUUGUCUGCGUUGGUUUUAUUUUUCGGGGGCAGACACAAUGGCUUUCUUUAUGAAGACUAUGAUAAGUAACCAGGUAAAGAAUUUAGGAUUUGGUGGCGGGUCUGAAGAAAAAAAAGAAGAAGGAGGUACUUCUGAUCCUGCAGCAGCUCAUGGGAUGACUAGAGAGGAAUAUGAGGAAUAUCAAAAGCAAAUGAUUGAGGAGAAGAUGGAAAGAGAUGCUGCGUUUACACAAAAAAAGGCAGAGAGGGCAUGCCUCAGAGUUCAUCUCAGAGAAAAGUACAGACUCCCGAAGAGUGAAAUGGAUGAGAACCAAAUCCAGAUGGCUGGAGAUGAUGUGGAUUUGCCUGAAGAUCUCCGGAAAAUGGUAGAUGAAGAUCAAGAAGAGGAAGAAGAUAAGGAUACUAUUCUUGGGCAGUUCCAGAAUCUUCAGAACAUGGACUUGGACACCAUCAAAGAAAAAGCCCAGGCCACCUUCACAGAAAUCAAGCAGACAGCAGAGCAGAAGUGUUCUGUGAUGUGAGGGGCGGGGCAGGGGUGGAGGAGGGAACGAGGUCAAGGCGGAAGUGACCACUCUCCCAUGGAGCGUUUUGAGCAGCGUAUACUUUAACCUAGUGAACACAGUUAGAAACACCAUGAUGAUAAAGCUCUCUACAAACAUGAAGACACCAACUUGAUGUUCUAAAUGUUCCUGGUAGAGCAUUUAUCUAGCACCUUGCAACAGGAAACAUACUUUCCUUUUAGUUAUAAAU